Molecule: messenger RNA, 726 nt
Organism: Lindgomyces ingoldianus
Lineage: Eukaryota; Fungi; Ascomycota; Dothideomycetes; Pleosporales; Lindgomycetaceae
Exons: 11
Coding region: 1-726 (241 amino acids)
Source: RefSeq, a predicted model, not a curated record
AUGACAGUUGUAUCUCCUGAUACCAAACCCUUUGGUCCUAAGAUUUCCAAAGAGGAGGACCUAAUUGCAUCCAGGGUUAGGCGUGGCUUUGGUCCAGACCCAACUCGGCUGGAUGCACAAGAGGCGGUAUCGCAGUGGCAUCAUCAUACCGCAGAAUCGAAGGGCUUACCAUCUACUUCAUUCAUGAGACGGUUAGGGCUUCACGGAUGGCCCGAGCCGUUUUACAAGGUUCGGAAUGUCAUGGAGCCGCUACUUGAGCCGGGGAAUGCCACAGAUGCCGUCUUUGAGCCCAUAGUAUGGUCUCUUCUAGGUUUCUGGUGGCCACAAGGACCAAACAAGGGGCUGAACACCUCAAUAGUCCCGGAUACAAGUCGUGUGUGGCACAAGCCCGUAACUGAAGUCAUUGGUCUAUGCGAAUAUGUGCCUGGGCGAAGGGCCACAAGCUUCCCAAAAGAGAAUAAAAGUCUAUGGGCCGCGCUCAGUGGUAGAUGGGAGGCCGCUUAUGGAAGGGCAUAUGGAAAUUUUGUCGGUAUCAUAAUAUUCGUCGUUGAAAGGUAUAAUGAAUUGUUCAACAACGAAUUGUUUAUAACGCUUUCGCUAUACUUCUUCAUACUUCUAUCUAUUAUGACGAAGAAGGACCUCAUGGAGGUUCUUUCUGAUUGUAUCUUUCCUUUCGACACGUUCCCAGUCUACAAUAAAGCGGCUGCGACUACAAGAAGUCUCUAA